CGCAGUCUACCGCACGACACCGACAGUCGCGCGCGUCUUUAUCGAUAGAACUUACAAUUUUUAACCUUACAACUAUCGUAACAGGACACAAAAUCAGUUUUUAUCGACAAUCGUGUGAAGUUGUUGCAAGUGCUGUGUUUGUAAAAUUUAAUAGAAAGUUAACUUUUCAUUAAAGAAAGUGUGAAUGAACCAAUUGUUUUGUAUUUAACAAGUCGUACCAGGAAGACAUUUUAGUGUGGUCGUGAAUGCCGGGCCGUAUGGAUGGCGACGCAAGUCUGGCGCUCGCUCGCCCUGUUGCUGUUUACCACGUCGCUUGUUAUAGCUAGAUAUGCGGAGCUAGAGGCAUGGCGGGGCGCGGGGAGGCCGGCCACCGCGGCGCAGGAGGCGGAGGACGAGCGCAGAGACGCCGAACUGCUAGCAGCAGUUAGGAACUCCUUACACCAAUGGGAACUCAAGAAAGCACGCACGAGGACGAAGAGGUCCCAGGGCAGCGUCUGCUACGGGCAGUUCGGAUGCUUCGAAGACUCGGGGCCCUUCGCGUACCUGGAGACGCUGCCCAGUCCGCCACAGGAGGUCGGCACCAACUUUCUCAUGUAUUCUACAAUGAACAGAGGUGAUCAGCCACUAAUGUCGGUAUCGGCGGCCAAUAUGUCGGCGGCGUGGAGCUGGGCAGAACGCGCUUUCGACUCCUCCAAGCCGACCCGCAUCAUCGUGCACGGCUUCGGCUCCAACUGCGACAACGUCUGGGUAUACGAAAUGAGAUCCGCAUUGAUGGCCGUUGAAGAAUGUAACGUAGUGUGCGUGGAUUGGGAGGGCGGCGCUUCGAUGCCUAACUACCUGCGCGCCGCCGCUAACACCCGACUCGUGGGCAAGCAGCUCGCCAUGAUGCUGCAAGGAUUAGCUGAACACAUAGAUUUGAAGUUUGAAGACGUCCACUUAAUUGGAUUUAGUUUGGGAGCCCAUGUCGCUGGCUUUGCGGGCUCCGAACUGAGAAACAUAAGUCGAAUAACAGGUCUCGAUCCUGCCGGGCCACUAUUCGACUUCCAAGACCCUCGGGUGCGCCUCGAUAGCACGGACGCCAAGUUCGUAGAUGUGAUUCACUCCAACGGGGAGACUCUUAUCCUGGGCGGGCUGGGAGCCGCACAGCCGCUGGGACAUGUCGAUUUUUAUCCCAACGGCGGACGAGUGCAGCAUGGAUGCUCUAAUUUGUUCGUGGGCGCAGUAUCUGACUUGGUGCUGCCGUGGGCGGCUGCGUCUGCGGAGGGCCGCUCGCUGUGCAACCACCGCCGCGCCUACAAAUUCUUCACCGACUCUGUAUCACCCAAGUGCCACUUUCCCGCUUUCCCCUGCUUAGACUACGACACCUUUCUUGAGGGUCGAUGUUUCCCAUGCAGCGAGGAGCGGCGAUGCGGCAACAUGGGCUACUAUGCGGACCGCUCGCUAGGCCGCGGUCCUCUGUACUUAGUCACACGAGAGGAAGAACCCUUCUGUGCUCAUCAGUACCACGUGUCAGUGUGGGGCGCUACUGAGCCCGGAGAAAAGACGACCUAUGGCAAAAUUACCUUAACUUUACAUGGUGACUCUGGCCUCAAUGAAUCUUUCCCUAUGAAUAAGCGCGAGAACAAUCAGGUGGGGCGCUUGCACUUCUCCCGCGUGCUCGUGCCGCACCCCGCGCUGGGCGUGCCCCUACGCGUCACGCUACACUACGCCGCCUACUCGGGCUGGUUGACAGCAGGCGCCCGCGCUGUCCGCCUUCACAAGUUCCUCAUCACUGACAGCUUCGGCAAGACGUCAUCUUUCUGUAAACAUGUGAAGUUGACGACAGAUGAAUCAGUUAGAUUACCGUUAUAUCCCGGUGAUUGUCCCAUGCUACAGGAUAACGAAUCGGACAACGCCACAGUGCUAGAUGAGAACAUUAAAGAAGACAAAACCAAAGAACCUUCAAUAGAUGUUCUCGAUAACGAACUUCCUGAAGAUCCACCGAGAACAUCUUUCGUUCUAGUCGAUAACUACGAGUGGGACAGCGUCACCGACACCGGCCGCGCCUUCGGCAUGACCAACACGAAGACAGCGCCGAAUGGCAUAGUCGAAAUUGCAGAACCCGUUCUACGACCGCGACCUCGCAAAACGCCGCGACAAAGGAUCGACAUUGCUGACGAAAGUCCUGAAAUAUCCGAACCCCUUUUAAGACCGACUCGACCCCCGCGUCAAACCCCACCUUCCUCUCGGAAACCUAAAAACUAUGACGUGACGACUCCUACUUACGAAACAUAUUCGUUGAGUGCGACUACUGAAAAAGAAGAAUUGGGAUUUGCAGUACAAUUCCUACCAUCGAGACUCGCGUCAUUUAUAUCGAGGGCCGAGCGAUACGCGCGGGACACCUUGUUGCCGCUGGUGUCAGCUUACGCACCGCGGUUGCCGAUAUUCGGGGCACGGGAGCUGCUGAAACCUACAGCCAAAUACAUUCCGACAGAGGACGGGAACGUAACGAGCUCCGUGCCGGUGCCUACACCGACGCUGGAAAUGAAGAUCGAAUCCCUUAGGAACAUGGGCCCACCCGGCGAGAUGCGCGAGAUCGAGACUCCCGAGGACCCCGAUAUUCCGGUGGUGAUAUCAACGACUACCACCACAUCUACCACCACCACUCCGAGCACGACCACGACUGAUAAAUUGCGGCCGGCACCCACGGAGAUGCUGCAAGUGAUCCCAGGGCCCGUCGUCACCACCAGCACCGCUCUGCCACCGGUCGCCUUACACAGCGCCGGGGAGAAGAUACUCAUAGUCUACCCGAGCAACGCUAGAGAAGAAAGGAAAAUAAAAUCACAUUCGGUAUCUGAGGAGAUGCAGUUCGAAGCGUUGUACAGACACAUCGCCGAGCCGGAGGUGAGAGUCGACUUGCCCACAUUUCAUCCUCCCACCUCGAGCCCGGACCCGAGCUCCACCGUGCAAUCGAAAGGUGACUCGAGAUUUAUCCCAGUGCCGUUCUUACAAAAAACCGACCUUAAAAAUUCACCUGAACUGAACCCAACGUGACUGACUGAACUUUCUACUUGAGACAUGAAAAACAGAAAUAACUCAAAAACGUUGAUAUCCGCCACACCGGUACAAAGACCUGCCCGUCUUCUUUGGUUUUGAAUAAUGUAAGCCUUGAAAAAACUGACAUGUCGAAAGCACGUUGUUAAAAUGUUUAUAUUUAAUUCUUUAUAUGUACAUAAGUUUAGUAUGACGUGUAGGAGAAUAAGAA
This is a messenger RNA of Papilio machaon (common yellow swallowtail), 3244 nucleotides long. RefSeq lists its product as uncharacterized. The transcript is spliced from 14 exons. Gene Ontology annotation, biological process: lipid metabolic process. Lineage: Eukaryota; Metazoa; Arthropoda; Insecta; Lepidoptera; Papilionidae. Gene Ontology annotation, molecular function: lipase activity. The record is from RefSeq and is a predicted model, not a curated record. The coding region runs from base 262 to 3033 and encodes 923 amino acids.